AUGGCAGCCUUCUCCCAGAAAUCAAUAAUGGGUACAAUAUUUGAGACAACCGAACGUUAUACAGAAUGGAAGCCUCUUGGGCUUGGAGUAUCUGGGCUUGUCUGCUCUGCAAGGGAUCAACUUUCUCAUCGCACUGUUGCCGUGAAGAAACUUGCGGAACCUUUCAAGACACCGGCUAUUGCAAGACACAUGUUUCGAGAAAUGAAAUUACUGAGACAGUUGCGCCAUGAAAACAUCAUCAACCUGACCGACAUAUUCAUUUCUCCCUCGGAAGACAUAUACCUCGUGACCGAGCUUAUGGCAACGGAUCUAAAUGCAAUUUUGAAGGCAAAAACAGUUGACGAUCAAUUCGCCCAAUACUUCAUGUAUCAAAUUAUGCGUGGCCUAAAAUAUCUCCACUCAGCCGGGGUGAUCCACCGAGAUCUAAAGCCAAGCAACAUUCUGGUCAAUGAGAACUGCGACCUGAAAAUAUGCGACUUUGGUCUCGCCCGCAUCCAAGAACCACAUAUGACCGGCUAUGUGUCGACGAGGUACUACCGAGCCCCGGAGAUCAUGCUCACAUGGCGAAAAUACGACGAGAAAGUCGAUAUAUGGAGUGCCGGGUGCAUCUUUGCUGAAUUACUUCUGGGCGAGCCUUUGUUCCCCGGAACAAAUCAUAUCAACCAGUUUUGUGUUAUCACCGAUCUACUUGGGAACCCCCCUGAGGAAGUAGUCAACAAUAUCACAAGUGAAAAUACAUUAAACUUUAUCAAUUCACUCCCAAGGCGAGACCGCAAGCCAAUAUCACAGCUCAUCCCCAAGGCCAACGCAGAUGCGGCGGCAUUGAUCGACAAAAUGCUUGAAUUCGACCCCAAAGUACGAAUUUCUGCAACAGAAGCUCUUGAAUCCCCAUAUCUCGCACCAUACCAUGAUCCGAACGACGAACCAGUCGCAGCGGAAAAAUUCGACUGGACUUUCCUCGAAGCAAACCUUCCAGCCGAUAUCUGGAAGACCAUCAUGUACAGCGAGGUACUGGCAUUCCACGCCGAAAUAGACCAAUCCAGUCAGAGCGGACCGAUGAAACCCAUACGCCAGGUGGAUGGAAUGGACAUCGGCUGA
This is a messenger RNA of Penicillium expansum, 1098 nucleotides long. RefSeq lists its product as uncharacterized. Gene Ontology annotation, molecular function: ATP binding; MAP kinase activity. The transcript has 9 exons. Gene Ontology annotation, biological process: stress-activated MAPK cascade; protein phosphorylation; cellular response to oxidative stress. The record is from RefSeq and is a predicted model, not a curated record. The coding region runs from base 1 to 1098 and encodes 365 amino acids. NCBI's taxonomy places the organism in Eukaryota, Fungi, Ascomycota, Eurotiomycetes, Eurotiales, Aspergillaceae. Gene Ontology annotation, cellular component: nucleus; cytoplasm.